UCUAAUAUAUUACCAAAAAAAAAAGAAAAACAUUUCAUAUUGUAUGUAUAUAAAGGAUUCACUCUAACAAGAAUAAUCCCUUCAAAACAUAUCAAUUUUUUUUUUUGUGUUUUUUUUAAUCAUGAUCAAUCAGAUGAUAGCAAAUUUUGUGCUCAACAUUCUAACCAUAUCAGUGAUAGUUACUAGAAGCGAAGUUUCCAAUACUCAUGAUGAUGAAAUAGAUAAACUCUUGAAAAAAAUCAACAAACCUUUUCUUAAAUCUAUCAAAAUUCCUGAUGGAGAUGUAAUAGAUUGCGUUCAUAUGAAGAAUCAUUCAAUUUAUGAUCAUCAUUUAUUUAAAAACCACACAAUUCAGAUGCAACCUAGUUAUGUUCCAGAAGAAUCAAAAAAUGAAUCAACAAACACCAAGAACCAAAGUAUGUUGAGUCAACUCUGGACAAUCAAUGGGAAAUGCCCUAAAAACAGUAUCCCGAUUAGAAGAACUACAAAAGAAGAUAUUUUACGAAGAAGAUCAGUUGACGUAUAUGGGAAAACAAAUCCCAAUGACAACCCUAAAUUUCAUGAGUAUGCUAUAAUUAAAGUGGAUGGAAAGUUUCAUGGAGCAAAAGCGGAUAUAAAUGUGUGGAAACCUUACAUACAAACACCAAAAGAGUUUAGCUUAGCACAAAUGUGGGUUGCGGCUGGCCCUGACUCGGAACUUAAUAGCAUUGAAGUUGGAUGGCAGGCGUAUCCGGAUUUGUAUGCUGAUGAAAACCCUAGGAUUUUUACUUUUUGGACAGCUGAUGGGUACAAGUCAGGCUGCUACAAUCUUGAUUGCCCAGGUUUUGUUCCUAUCAACAACGCAUUUUUCGUAGGUGCAACUAUAAAUCAUUUUUCCACCUACGAUGGCCGACAAUAUCAUAUUUCAACACUCAUAUGGAAGGAUCCUCAUACAGGGAAUUGGUGGUUAAAAUUGAAUGGAAAUAUAGUUGUAGGAUAUUGGCCUUCCAUACUAUUUAAACAUCUCAAUACUGGUGCAACUGAGAUUCAAUGGGGAGGAGAAGUUAUAAAUUUUAAUGAUGGUUCAAAACACACGACAACAAAAAUGGGGAGUGGGCAUUUCGCUGAAGAAGGAUUUAAAAGAGCUAGCUAUUUUAGGAAUCUUGUGGUACUUGAUGAAGAUGAUAAAAUAAAACGACCUGAGAGAGGUUCUUCUUAUAUGACGAAAGAGAGUUGUUACAAUGUUAGGUCUGGCUAUGAUGUUAUAUAUGGACUUAAUUUCUUUUAUGGAGGUCCUGGUCGAAAUCAUAAUUGUCUAUGACCGUAAAUAUAUAUAUCUUGUAGAAGUAAGUAUGUUAUUUAC
This is a messenger RNA of Capsella rubella, 1342 nucleotides long. RefSeq lists its product as uncharacterized. NCBI's taxonomy places the organism in Eukaryota, Viridiplantae, Streptophyta, Magnoliopsida, Brassicales, Brassicaceae. The coding region runs from base 122 to 1300 and encodes 392 amino acids. The transcript has 7 exons. The record is from RefSeq and is a predicted model, not a curated record.